CUCUCAUAAACCAAUGGCCAACUCUUGUCUUUGCCAUUAAUUUGGGAUAUUCUCUUAACACUCACCUCACCCAUUUCUUCAACAUUAUUUUCCCCAAGAAACUAAGCCACUCCAAACUGGUAACCAGAUUCGAGUAAUUAAGAUAAAAACACAAAAUGGGUCAACGGCAAAACCAUGAUUACGAUGUUUCAAGUGGAUUUGAUAUGCAAUUGAUCGGAAAUUUUUUGAGCUUUGCAUCGAGGGGAGAUAGGGUUGGGCUGAACCAGAUGCUAAGGGGUGGAAUUUCACCGGACGUCCAAGACUAUGAUCGGAGAACUGCCUUGCAUCUCGCCGCCAGUGAAGGUCAUGCCCCUAUUGUUGAGCUACUUCUCCUUUAUAAGGCCAAUGUUAACCUCAUUGACCGAUGGAACCGUACUCCAUUAACAGAUGCAAGACUUUAUGGACAUCGAGAUAUAUGCAGAAUCCUAGAAGUAAAUGGAGGCAAAGACAUGGAUGAUAAAGAAUUCAUCAAUGAUCAGCCAACAUUGAAUGAUCAAGCUCCCAUGUUCGACAUGAACCUGAUUCAAAUGAAGUAA
Messenger RNA from Gossypium raimondii (Peruvian cotton), 575 nucleotides. RefSeq names its product integrin-linked protein kinase 1. The coding region runs from base 156 to 575 and encodes 139 amino acids. Gene Ontology annotation, molecular function: protein binding. Lineage: Eukaryota; Viridiplantae; Streptophyta; Magnoliopsida; Malvales; Malvaceae. The record is from RefSeq and is a predicted model, not a curated record. The transcript has 3 exons.